Molecule: messenger RNA, 1041 nt
Organism: Sungouiella intermedia
Lineage: Eukaryota; Fungi; Ascomycota; Pichiomycetes; Serinales; Metschnikowiaceae
Source: the annotation of a GenBank genome assembly
AUGUCGCCAGACACGUCGCUGCUACCUGCCUCGGCAGAGUCCAAGGCACCACUUACAAAGAAGACCAAGAAGGCUCCUGAAGAGGAACAUCUAUGUCGCUGGAUCGGAUGUCUGGCGUCCAAAUUCCCUUCGUUGGCUUCCUUGGUAACUCACGUUAGUAAUCGCCACUUGCUGCAGAUGUCGCACAUGCCAGUCACCACUCCGGCUGCUCCUAUUCGUUACUCUUGUCAAUGGGAGGGUUGUUCAAGAUUUGAUGUGGAACAGCCGUCGAGGUUUGCUCUCAUUUCGCAUUGUCGAACUCACACGGGUGAAAAGCCGUAUUUUUGCCCCAUUCCCGAGUGUGAAAAGCAUUUCACUCGUUCGGACGCUUUGGCCAAACACGUUAAAGGUGUCCAUGACUUACACCAGCACAGAGACGCCAUAGGACUCAUGAGAUACCGAGCAGAUAAAGGAAAGUCUGAGUUUCCGGCAGAUUUCAACUUGGACGAGUUAACGGACGAGAAGUAUGCUGCUCUUUUGAAUAGGGAUUAUGAGCUCCGCAUGCCGUGGUGGUACCUGAAACGGUUUGCGGAUGCAGUGGCUGAGGAUUCUCAUACUUUGAAAGACUUGUAUGAUCAACCAGUAGACACAAGACAAUACGAUCUUGCCAAUGUCCGAUACAAAAAGUACUUGGCAAACCCCGAGGACGAACUAAUUGGAGCUCACGAAGUGGAAAACAACGGGCAAUUGGCAGAACUAAGUCAAGAGACCAAGCUGGUGGUGAAUGAGUACGUUGAGUCGCCAGACAUCCCUAAUGGAUCCACAUUGGCUGAGCUUCGCCAUGCAUACGAUAGACUACUGCUGAUAUAUUCCACUGCCAACCGUGUGAAUAAAAUCUUGACUAAAAAGUUGGCAUCUGCCACCAAGGAAAAAAGAAGGCUCUGGGCAGUGAACCAAAUACUCUUGGACGCCAAUGUGGAGGCUGGACUCCCACCACGGACGGGAGAACCUGUUACUCGAGAUGCAUUGGACGAAAACUUGAUGAAAGAAGGAAUUGAAUAG